Molecule: messenger RNA, 4860 nt
Organism: Myodes glareolus (Bank vole)
Lineage: Eukaryota; Metazoa; Chordata; Mammalia; Rodentia; Cricetidae
Source: RefSeq, a predicted model, not a curated record
AUGGAAUCCUCACACAUGUUAGUCCCACACUCUAACAUGGAGACACAUACCACCGUGCUUCAGCUCGAAGAGUAACCAGUAUUCUCCCUGCCCUGCAACCUUCGCUGCUCCUGGGAGCACUAACCACAGUGUGCCCUAGUGCCCGCCCCCACCCUGCGUGUGCCCAGAGCACUGGCUACAGCCUUUCUGCCACCCUGGGCUCCUCUUUACCUGUAUUGCCUGGAGGGUUAGCAGUUCUGAGUAUACCUGACUGGAAAGCAAAAAUAGUGCCAUAGUUUGGGUCUGGACUGUACCCCAAACCCCCAGCGAGGUGCUGUUGACCACUGAGGAGCCCUGUGGAGCCCCUUUUCCUUCUUUCUGCUUUCACUCCCAGCUGCUAUGGGUUGUGAGGUUCUGACUCACCUCGAGGUCCCCAGCGUUGCCUCCAGCCCCAUGCUGGAGGCCGGAAUGUAAUGGGUUCGCCCAUCUCUUGUUGGAACCACAAGCUGAGUCAUGUCACCCUUGUCUCUCUGGGAGUCGGUUAUCUCUGGUGUUUAUCACAGCCUCCGAAAGCUGAUUGGCACGGUCGUCAUUAGAGGUGCCGCCUCCUCUUGGGGUCGUGGUCACCAUGUUCUCCUGCGUGAAAGCCUAUGAGGACCAGAACUACUCAGCGCUGAAGCGGGCCUGUCUGCGCAGGAAGGUGCUCUUUGAGGACCCCCACUUCCCGGCCACUGACGACUCGCUCUACUAUAAGAAUACCCCAGGACCCGCGGUCAGGUGGAAGCGACCUAAGGAUAUCUGUGACGAUCCCCGCCUCUUCAUAGACGGCAUCAGCUCCCAUGACCUGCACCAAGGCCAGGUGGGCAACUGCUGGUUUGUGGCCGCCUGCUCGUCACUGGCCUCCCGAGAGUCCCUCUGGCAAAAGGUCAUCCCAGACUGGAAGGAGCAGGAAUGGGACCCCGAGAAGCCUGAUGCUUAUGCCGGCAUCUUCCAUUUCCACUUCUGGCGCUUCGGGGAGUGGGUGGACGUGGUCAUCGAUGACAGGCUGCCCACAGUCAACAACCAGCUUAUUUACUGCCACUCCAACUCCAGAAAUGAGUUCUGGUGUGCCCUGGUGGAGAAGGCCUAUGCCAAGCUGGCAGGCUGUUACCAGGCCCUGGAUGGCGGCAACACGGCGGAUGCUCUAGUAGAUUUCACGGGCGGUGUUUCGGAACCCAUCGACCUGACCGAGGGGGACUUCGCCAACGACGAGGCCAAGAGGAAUCAGCUCUUUGAACGGGUGUUGAAGGUGCACAGCAGAGGUGGCCUCAUCAGUGCCUCCAUCAAGGCUGUGACAGCAGCUGACAUGGAGGCCCGCCUGGCAUGUGGCCUGGUGAAGGGCCACGCAUACGCUGUCACUGAUGUACGCAAGGUGCGCCUGGGCCAUGGCCUGCUGGCCUUCUUCAAGUCAGAGAAGCUGGACAUGAUCCGCCUGAGGAACCCCUGGGGCGAGCGGGAGUGGAAUGGACCCUGGAGCGACACCUCGAAGGAGUGGAAGAAAGUGAGCAAGGGUGAGCGGGAGAAGAUGGGCGUGACCGUGCAAGACGACGGCGAGUUUUGGAUGACCUUCGAGGACAUGUGCCGGUACUUUACCGACAUCAUUAAGUGCCGCCUACUUAACACAUCCUACCUGAGCAUCCAUAAGACAUGGGAGGAGGCCCGGCUGCGUGGCGCCUGGACGAGGCAUGAGGACCCGCAGCAGAACCGCAGCGGGGGCUGCAUCAACCAUAAGGACACUUUCUUCCAGAACCCUCAGUACAUAUUUGAAGUCAAGAAGCCAGAAGAUGAAGUACUGAUCUGCAUUCAACAGCGGCCCAAGCGGUCAACUCGCCAAGAAGGCAAAGGCGAGAACCUGGCCAUUGGCUUCGACAUCUAUAAGGUGGAAGAGAACCGGCAGUACCGCAUGCACAGCCUGCAGCAUAAAGCCGCCAGCUCCAUCUACAUCAACUCGCGUAGUGUCUUCCUGCGGACGGAGCAGCCCGAGGGGCGCUAUGUCAUUAUCCCCACCACCUUCGAGCCGGGCCACACUGGCGAGUUCCUGCUGCGAGUCUUCACAGACGUCCCCUCCAACUGCCGGGAGCUGUGUCUGGAUGAGCCUCCUCGCACCUGUUGGAGCUCCCUGUGUGGCUACCCUCAGCAAGUGACCCAGGUCCAUGUCCUAGGGGCUGCUGGCCUCAAGGACUCCCCGACAGGGGCAAACUCAUACGUGAUCAUUAAGUGUGAGGGUGAAAAGGUUCGCUCGGCCGUACAGAGAGGGACCUCGGCCCCGGAAUACAAUGUGAAAGGCAUCUUCUAUCGCAAGAAACUGGCUCAGCCCAUCACUGUGCAGAUCUGGAAUCACCGAGUUCUGAAGGAUGAAUUCCUGGGCCAGGUGUGCCUGAAGACGAACCCGGAAGACCUGCAGGCCCUCCAUACCCUGCACCUCCAGGACCGCAGUCGCCGGCAGCCCAGCGACUUGCCGGGCACCGUGUCUGUGCAUGUCCUCAGCAGCGCCUCCCUCACGGCCGUGUGACACCGGCCCGCUCGCCCGGCCACGCUAAUUCUCACCAGUCCUUGCAUGUCCGCACCUGACCUGGGACCAGCCCGGGAACCAGACACAGGGGUGGGUGGCCCUUUCCCCACUCCUCCACUGACCCACUGCGUGACUUAAGGAGAGCCCUGCCCCUCUCCGAGCCUCCGUGUUUGGAGGACGUCUUCUUGCGUAAGAUUUCAAGUAGCUCUCUACCCAGUGGGCUCUGCUGCUAAGGGGCCAUCUCGAAAAUGUUUCCCCAGGCCCUAAUGUCUGCCUAGGAGUGCCAGGAUGUCACUUGUUUACACACAAACUGCCAUGUCCCAAGCCCCGCCCCUCUCCGCCCCUCCCCUUGUUUUCUAGCUCCCCUUCCAGGUCUUUGCUCUAUAGCUUACAGUAACCUUAAUCUUAUCUUCCUGCCAACUUUCACAGUGUUGAGAUUAUAGGCACGUACCACUACACCAGUUUAUCCGGUGCUGGGUCUCAAACCUAGGGCUUGGUGUAUGCUAGGCAGGCACUCUAUCAACUGAGCUACAUCUCCGGUCCCAUACGCCCCUUUUUUUGGGCUGUCUUGAAGGAACGCUUGGUGGGCAUCAGCUGGGCCGUAUGCAGGAGGCAUUUGCUCCUUGUCUAAUGCCCUCUCCCGUCCAUUUAGCUACUCAACAUAGAUUUGCCCAAUAAACCCAAAGAGCCGCCCUAGGCCUCCCUAUCUUCAGGUCUUCUCGGAGGUAGACACCCCCUGACUUCACCCCCAUCUCUUACAGAGCUGUGGCCACACCUCUGAGAAAGUGUUAUUCCCCAGCCUCUGCCUGUGAUGUUGGGAGGAGUGGCCUGGGCCAGGCAGGUGGAUGGAGGGCUCUGGGAGACCCUAGGGGGACACACACUGCCUCUGUUGAAGGACCUGGGUGCUUUCUCAGAGGAGAGGACUCCAGGGUCCAGGGUGGGUGGUGCCAGGCCUUCGGAGUGAUGUCAUCUGUUGGGUGUCACAGACAGGGACUCGCCUCUCCUGGCCAGAGACCUCUCUACCAGCAUCCCCCAGACAGCAAGGAGGCCACCGUGUUCUUGCUGUGCAAACCACCAGUAUCCCUUUCAGUCCUCCACAUUUGAGAGUCUUAGCACUUAAAAAGGCAGAACUCCGUGUAAAGGAAAGUCUGCCCCUACCCGCCGUUCUUUCUAAAACUCAUUUUGUUGGUCCUCGGCUUUUAUUUUGACACUGAGCGUGAAAAGUCACAGGUGAAGUGGUACCUGCGUGGAGGAGUCCCGGAGGAAGAUGGAGACAAGCGUGCUGGUUCCUGGGCAUCCUGAGGCUGAUUCAGACUGCCUUCCUGAGGGGACUCUUGUUCAGUACUGGUGCUGUGGCUCACAGGGUCCCUCUUGUGCCCUCCUUGGGCUUCCAGACCAGGCUUAGAAGAUUAGGUCAACAGCAGCGAUUCCUUUUGGGAGUGUGACUUUCUAUCUCCGGCCCCUAGUAUGUGAUCCUCUUCCCGGCUGGAGGUGCUGGAUUCUGACUGCCAUCUUGUUCCUUGAUAGCUCUGCUCUUAGCCUGAGACGUGGCCAUGAGAAGGGCUAGGCAGCGAAAUAAAGAUCAGAGAAUUCCUCCUGCACAGUUGGGGCUUCCCUUCAAAGACCUGGGCCUGGAUUGUGCAUGCCACCAUGAGCAAGUCACUUAAACCUCCUGUGCCUCAAUUCCUCCCUCUGCAGCGUGAGGCCAGUGACUCCUGUUUGUGGGGACUCUUACAAGAAUAAGAACGCGGUCACACCACUUCCGCACUACUGCGUGUCUCUGUAUCAUAUGCUCCACACGUUCCAAUAACCACUUCUCAAUGGCUACUGCAGACAAAGACUGCCGUCGGGAAUGGAGGAGUAAGCACCCGCUAUGCCGUCUUGGGUCUCAGGGCCUGGCCUGUGGGUCUUAGCUCAGCCAUAUCCCUCUGAGGCACAGGGCAAACCAGGACCAAGAAGCGAACUUGUAUAAGCUUCUCCUGGUGAUGAGCCACUGCCUGCCGCCUCCAGCAGAACCGGGCCAGCAGCCCUGCUCUUGCUUCCUCCUUCUCAAGCUAGGCCAGGCUGGCUCCUGGCUGUGCAGGGACCUCUGGUCCCCAGGAAGCCGUGAGGACUGGGCAGGGUAAGGACAGUGUGGAGCAGGGAGAGCGGUGGCUUUGUCACCCUGUGCACCCGGGAGGCUCCAGUGUGCCUGUUGCAGGUGCUCAACCCUGCAGCCCACACUACAGGGACCACCAGGACAUGGCCUUCCCUCUUCCAGGUCACCGCGCCCUGGGGUCAAGGGCAUGUUAUCUUCUCAGAAUAAAUAUUGACUGCCACUCUUGAAAGAC